AAACACACAGAGAAAUUAAGAACCCUAAUUUAAAACAACAGAAUGGUACAUUCGAAGAAGUUCCGAGGUGUCCGCCAACGUCAGUGGGGUUCUUGGGUCUCUGAGAUUCGUCAUCCUCUCUUGAAGAGAAGAGUGUGGCUAGGAACAUUCGACACGGCGGAAACAGCGGCUAGAGCCUAUGACCAAGCCGCGAUUCUAAUGAACGGUCAGAACGCGAAGACUAACUUCCCCAUCAUCAAAUCCAACGGUUCAGAUUCCUUGGAGGUUAACUCUACGUUAAGGUCUCCCAAAUCAUUGUCGGAACUAUUGAACGCUAAGCUAAGGAAGAACUGUAAAGACCAGACACCAUAUCUAACGUGUCUCCGUCUCGACAACGACAGCUCACACAUCGGCGUCUGGCAGAACCGCGCCGGAUCGAAAACCAGUCCAAAUUGGGUCAAGCUUGUUGAACUAGAUGACAGUGUUAACGCACGUCCCGGUGGUGAUAUUGGGACUAAUAAGAUGAAGGAACGAAACGACAACGUUCAGGAAGAUGAUCAAGUGGCGAUGCAGAUGAUCGAGGAGUUACUUAACUGGACCUGUCCUGGUUCUGGAUCCAUUGCACAGGUCUAAAGGAGAAUCAUUGAAUUAUAUGAUCAAGAUAAUAUAGUAGAGUGUUAAUA
Arabidopsis arenosa is the source of this 662-nucleotide messenger RNA. Lineage: Eukaryota; Viridiplantae; Streptophyta; Magnoliopsida; Brassicales; Brassicaceae. The record is from the annotation of a GenBank genome assembly.